Messenger RNA from Rosa rugosa (rugosa rose), 4051 nucleotides. Its product is annotated as G-type lectin S-receptor-like serine/threonine-protein kinase RKS1. The transcript is spliced from 9 exons. NCBI's taxonomy places the organism in Eukaryota, Viridiplantae, Streptophyta, Magnoliopsida, Rosales, Rosaceae. Bases 846 to 3287 code for a protein of 813 amino acids. The record is from RefSeq and is a predicted model, not a curated record. Gene Ontology annotation, molecular function: ATP binding; protein serine/threonine kinase activity. Gene Ontology annotation, biological process: protein phosphorylation; recognition of pollen.
CAAUGACUGGGACAGGAUCUGACCACAAUAGAAUACUAUUAGGUGAGUCAUCCUAAGAUCUCCUGGAAACCUCAACACAGGCUGAUAAUGAAACGCACGGCCCUAAUUAAGUCGGCAGAAGACUGGGUACUAUUAGCAAAUAGCAACGAUCCAGCUACCCAAAUCCAACCAUCCGUCGAAAUCCAUGAUGACAACCUUAACUCGAGAGAAAUAAGUCCAUACUGAGAUCUGACAAACAGAUCCAAACACUAAAGACAAAGAAAAAAAAUACUAAACACCAAAUAUACCAAGCAAAAGCACAACAAAGCCAGAAAUAAUAGCUCAGUCCUCUGUAGUAAUUAAUGGUCCGCGUCCCCAUGCUUUGCCGGUCCGGUAGAACGGUGGGCACCACAACUGUAGACGCACCAAUGCCGCCACCCCACCGUCAUGAGGCCACUCCAUAAUCGACCCAGUCACCACUCUGAGUAGCCGCCGCCGCCUCCCCAACAACGACUUCAAGGAAGGUUUCACACUCCACUCGCCAUCUUGUGACCACGACCCGAUUAGAUCACCGUCAACCACCACCAACCCACGACUUGCAGCCAACAUCCCAACAAACCCAGAAAGAAAUUUUUGACACCGUAGUUGUUAUGACUUUAAUAUUUUAUAAAGAAUGUCCUGCUUAGUUUAUCAUGAUCUGAGAAGUGUCGAACUCAAGCCCAAAGUCAAGUUAUCGAUCAGAUGCGUUGUUGACCCGGCAUCAAGUAUAACAAGAAAAUCAUUUUCUCCAUUUAGUAGCUUACUCUAAUAAUUGUAUCGCCAGAUUGAAAAAAAGAUGCCAUUGGUUCAUUCCUACAGAAUUGAAAAUGCAGAGAAAGGUUUUGAAAGCUCUGAUUCUCUUCCUCCUCUUUCAGUUCUGCACUUCCAUGGACACCAUAAGAGGGAAUGAAGAACAAUUGAAGGAUGUUGAUGGUGACUAUUUAGUGUCCAAAGAAAGCAAGUUUGAACUGGGUUUCUUCAGCCCUGGAAAUUCUAGCUACCGGUAUGUUGGAAUUUGGUAUUCUCAGACUAAAGUAUCUGAAAAAACAGUGGUGUGGGUUGCAAACAGAAACAAUCCCAUCAAUGAUACCUCUGGUGUGCUCACAUUUAACAGGUAUGGAGAACUAUUCCUUUAUGCUCAUAACAUGGAGAGUAUUCCUAUAUGGUCCACCCAUGUGUCUCAUUCGGUCCAAAAUGUUAACCCAAGCACUUUAUCUGCACAGCUUUUGGAUACAGGAAAUUUAGUUGUGUUCCAGGAUGAUAAUAAUGAUAUCUUUAUAUGGCAAAGUUUUGAUUAUCCUACAGAUACUCUGCUUCCGGGAAUGAGAGUUGGAUUUAAUCGGAAAACUGGGCUAGAAUGGGCUAUAACAUCCUGGAAGUCACAAGAUGACCCUGGAACUGGGGACUAUACACAUAGGCUUUAUUUGAAUCAGACUGCAACCCCCCAGUUUUUUACAUAUAAAGGUUCGAGUAAGUAUUGGCGAAGUGAUCCAGGGCCAUCUGCUAGUUUGAUCAAUAAUCAAGACGAAACUUAUUAUUUCCUGAAUAACACCAAUGGAAUUGCAAGAAUAAUUUUGAAUGGUUCAGAGUUACAGCGCCUUACAUGGAGUGAUGGAGACCAUCAAUGGAAGGAAACCUUUGCUGUACCGACAUUCCGGUGUGACUGGUAUGGACGUUGUGGUGCCAACAGCAAAUGUAGCCCUGACAAUAUUAGUCUGUUUGAGUGUGACUGUCUACCCGGUUUUGAACCAAAAUCUGUCAAUGAGUGGAAUCAGAAUAAUGGGUCAGAUGGGUGUGUGAGUAAGCGAAUUGAAGUUUCUAAGUGUGAGAAUGAAGAAGGGUUUGUGAAGGUCACAAGAGUUAAAAUUCCAGACAUAUCAAUAGCAGCUCGAUUGGAAGCACGUAUGGGUAACAAAGUGUGUAGGCAGAAGUGCUUGGCAAAUUGUUCUUGCACAGCAUAUAUGAGCAUUGAAAAUGAAAAAGGGGUUGCUGAUUGUUUGACAUGGUAUGAUGAUUUGAUGGAUAUUUUAGUGUACACAGAGGUUGGACGAGAUCUAUAUGUUCGUGUGGAUCGAAUCGAAUUAGCUGAGAAUUCUAGAAAAUCAAAAGGUUUCUUGGAAAGAAGGGGUAUGCUGGCUAUUCCAAUACUCUUUUCUCUGCUAGCACUGGUACUAAUCAUUAUGUUCGCUUGCUGGUGGCGUAAGAAAAAAAGGAAUACAACAGAAAUUGUGGAGGCGGAUGAACUUGAGGAAACUAAGAGACACCCCGAAUUGCAAUUUUUCGAUCUGAACACACUAGUGGCAGCCACAGAUAACUUCUCUCAUGUCAAUGAACUCGGCCAAGGUGGUUUUGGCGCUGUUUAUAAGGGUCAGUUACCAAAUGAGCAGAAGGUAGCUGUAAAAAGGUUGUCUAAAACAUCAGGACAAGGGACUGAAGAAUUCAAAAAUGAAGUUGCACUUAUAGCAAGACUUCAACACCGCAAUCUCGUAAAACUCUUAGGCUGCUGUAUAAGGGGGGGAGAACGAAUGUUAGUGCUGGAAUACAUGCCGAACAAAAGUUUGGACUCAUUUCUCUUUGAUCACACUAGACGGUCCUUCUUGGAUUGGGAAAAGCGCUUUGAAAUUAUCAUCGGGAUUUCUCGUGGGAUUCUGUAUCUUCACCAAGACUCAAGAUUGAGGAUUAUCCAUAGAGAUCUAAAAACCAGCAAUGUUCUUCUAGAUGCUGAAAUGAACCCAAAAGUUUCCGAUUUUGGCAUGGCAAGAAUAUUUGACAGGGACCAAGUUCAGGAUAAAACGAACCGAAUUGUUGGAACAUAUGGCUACAUGUCACCAGAGUAUGCUGUGUUUGGCAGAUUUUCUACUAAAUCAGAUGUCUUUAGUUUUGGGAUCAUAUUGUUAGAGGUUGUAACUGGCAAAAGAAACAAUGGUUUUUCUCAAGAGGAUCCUUCCAUGAACUUGAUAAGACAUGUUUGGGACCUGUGGAGAGAAGACAGAGCCUUAGAACUUGUGGAUUCGACUCUGGAGUCAUAUAAUUCUGAUGAGGUCAUGAGAUGCAUUCAAGUUGCGCUCUUGUGCGUGCAAGAAGAAUCAAAGGACCGGCCAGCCAUGUCUGCCAUCGUUUUCAUGUUGAGUGGUGAAACAUCUCCUCCAUCUCCUAACCAACCUGCAUAUGUUUUCAGAAGAACCUCCGGCACUGAUGCUGAUCCAUCAGUACCGAAACGAUUAUAUUCUAUAAACGACUUGACAAUAACUGCAGUGGAAGCUCGAUAAUGAUACAAGCUCUUGCUGUUUGAAAUUAUCACACGUACGUAACUCUUUUUGUUGUAGUUCGUUAUUAAAUUUACUGCUUUGCUAGGCAAGCACACGAUUAAGUUUAUCAUCAAGUGAUGUACUAUCACAUUCAUUGGCCUUCAAUUGAUACAUUAGCAUUGCAGUAGUAGACAAUCACUCGCUGUUUCAUUCUGGUUCCGGAAGAAAAGGUAUACAUAGAAGAAAGGUACAUACAUAGGCGCAGGACUAAAUGCCACUGUUUCAUACCAACAAAGUUGCAAAUGCCCAGAAAAUGUUCUUCAAAACUCUGCUUCUCUUCUUCCUGUUCCGAUUUUGCGAUUCCAGGGAUACCAUAACAUGGAACAAGGAACAACUGAAGGAUGAUGGUGGAGUUUUAGUGUCCAAACAAAGCAAGUUCGAAUUGGGUUUCUUCAGCCCCGGAAAUUCUAGCUAUCGGUAUGUUGGAAUUUGGUAUUCUUUGGCUAAAGUAUCUGAAAAAACAGUGGUGUGGGUUGCAAACAGGAACAAUCCGAUCAAUGAUACCUCUGGUAUGCUCACAAUAAACAGAGCGCCUUACAUGGGAUGAUGGUGGUCUUCAAUGGAAGGAAGAGUUCUCUGCACCGAAGUCCCAGUGUGACAGAAAAAUGGUUCAGGUGGAUGUGUGAGUAAUCAACUUGGUUUGUUGAGGUGUGGAGAUGGAGACGGGUUUAUAAAGGUGGCAAGAGUUAAAUAUCCAGACACAUCGAUAGCAGCAUGGUUAAAAU